Molecule: messenger RNA, 2137 nt
Organism: Rattus rattus (black rat)
Lineage: Eukaryota; Metazoa; Chordata; Mammalia; Rodentia; Muridae
Gene: Ublcp1
Product: ubiquitin like domain containing CTD phosphatase 1
Exons: 11
Coding region: 125-1081 (318 amino acids)
Biological process (GO): protein dephosphorylation
Cellular component (GO): nucleus
Molecular function (GO): protein serine/threonine phosphatase activity; protein binding
Source: RefSeq, a predicted model, not a curated record
CCCGCCUCUCACUUCCGGUCUCCUUAGGUUCCGCUGCGGCCGGCUUUUUCGUCCGCUGUAGCUGGUUCCGCCGCGCUCCAGGUGUUUUGUCUGGCAGGAAGCCGCUGCUUCAUAUGCUUGAAGAAUGUCACUCCCCAUCAUUGUGAAAUGGGGUGGGCAGGAAUACUCGGUGACCACGCUCUCAGAGGAUGACACCGUGCUGGAUCUCAAGCAGUUCCUCAAGACCCUUACAGGAGUGCUCCCAGAGCGCCAGAAAUUACUAGGGCUCAAAGUAAAAGGCAAACCUGCAGAAAAUGAUGUUAAGCUUGGAGCUCUCAAACUGAAACCAAAUACUAAAAUCAUGAUGAUGGGAACUCGUGAGGAGAGCUUGGAAGAUGUCUUAUGUCCUCCCCCUGACAAUGAUGAUGUCAUCAAUGAUUUUGACAUUGAAGAUGAAGUAGUUGAAGUAGAAAAUAGGGAAGAAAACCUAUUGAAGAUCUCUCGCAGAGUCAAGGAGUACAAAGUGGAAGUGCUGAACCCUCCCAGGGAAGGGAAGAAGCUUCUGGUGCUGGAUGUUGAUUAUACGCUAUUUGAUCAUAGGUCUUGUGCAGAGACUGGGGUAGAGUUAAUGAGGCCAUAUCUUCAUGAAUUUCUAACAUCUGCAUAUGAAGAUUAUGACAUUGUUAUUUGGUCUGCAACAAAUAUGAAGUGGAUUGAAGCUAAAAUGAAAGAGCUGGGAGUGAGCACUAAUGCCAACUAUAAGAUUACCUUCAUGCUAGACAGUGCCGCCAUGAUAACUGUGCACACGCCACGGAGGGGGCUCAUUGACGUGAAGCCUCUUGGUGUCAUUUGGGGAAAGUUUUCUGAAUUCUACAGCAAAAAAAACACCAUUAUGUUUGAUGACAUAGGAAGAAAUUUUCUAAUGAACCCACAAAAUGGACUGAAGAUAAGGCCUUUCAUGAAAGCUCAUCUAAAUCGUGAUAAAGACAAGGAACUGGUGAAGCUCACUCAGUACCUCAAGGAGAUAGCCAAGCUUGAUGACUUCCUGGAGCUGAAUCACAAGUACUGGGAACGGUAUCUAUCUAAGAAGCAAGGACAGUAGUUACCAGUUACACUCACAGUUGAAGGUCCUUGAGGUCCAUGGACCUUUUUUUCUUUGCUAGGCAUUACCAUGUUUGUGCUGGACACUGAAGCAGAUGCCAGGCUGCCUAGCUGUGGUCUUCCAAUGCUUUGUAAAUUUAAUUUUGUAUUUUUUUGAAGAUCAUAACAAAGUGCUAAAAAACAAAACAAAAAGUUCUCUUCCCUCUGUGUUAAUUUACUCCUGAAGAAAUGUUUUUGGGCAUUAAUUAUUGAGGUGUUUCCCAAACCCUCUAAACAUGCAAAAAAGAAAGGAAAAUGAAAAGUGGAGAAAAAUAUACCUACCAGUGUCAUCCUGUGACUUUGGAAAUGAGUUUUGUCUUAUGCUUUUAUGCUUUUGUCUCCUUGUAUAAUCCGCUGCCUGAGUCUGAGACCAAAUCUAUCUUCAACUAGCUAGUGUUCUCCCCCUUAAAACCAAAAGCAAAACCAAAAAUCCCAGACCAGCUUUUAAGUAAUGACCUGGUUUGUUAUGCUGAAAACUCCCAAGAGUUGUCUCCUUGUCAGAGUUUCUCUACUGCAGUCUUCCAGGAAGAUCUUGAAGCUGGAGUUGUCAGUGUUCUUUAAGAAUGAAGGACAUCUGUGUGAUAUGGCUGUGCCCUAGAUGACAGGGUAACAAGCAGACUGAAGUAACACUGCAGGACAAGAAUAUGUUUCUUUUUGGUGGCUAAGUAGAAGAAGCCCUUCUGCCUACACUGUAGUCCUGAGCACAGCUUACCACAGUAGUAAAAAGGCACCGUCACCAACUCCACUCUCAGAAGCAUGGAUAGCAUUUCUGCCUACUCCACCUAGUGUCAUUGUAACUGCUACCACCAAACAUCUAGCCAUGAGAGUAAAAAGACCUGUUACUUGCAAUGCUUAAGCCUUGUGCAAAUAUGUAAUGUGACUAUUGUUUUAUGUUGACAGUAUUGCUUUAUACAGUUCUUGCAUUGAAGGGAAUUGCUCCUUUUAAAUGAACAUGGUGUACAUUGUUCUUAUGGGACUAUUUCAGUGGUGUAAAUAAUAAAUAUCUUUUCUUAAAACA